AUAGGAAUUGCAAUACUUAGUACUGCUAAUAAGAUAAUGACAUCGCAACUAGCUGCUACAACUACAACUACCUCCUAAAUAGGUCCUGGGAACUUCCAAGUCUACGCACCAUGCACGGCCGUGCGACCUCUUUCCUUCGCCGGGCUAUGCUCUACGUCCCGGCGUCGUCAACCCGAAUGCUAACCAAAUCCCUCGGUCUCACCUGCGACACCGUCGUCUACGACCUCGAGGACUCAGUGCCGCCCGCCGCAAAGUCCGAGGCUCGCGAUGCCCUCGAGCAGCACCUACGCGGUCUACCCGAGCGGCCGUCCUCCAUCUCCGAGAUCGCCAUCCGCGUCAACCCCGCCGGUUCUUCAUUUCUACAAAAAGACCUCAAGCUUGCCGCGUCGUCUCCUCUCGUCAACACAGUCGUGGUGCCUAAAGUUACCACCAUCGGGGACUUGAGGAAUGUUUCCCACAUUCUGAAGAACCUUGAGAAUAACCAGUAUAAAGAGACGCGCGCCAAGCCCAUGAGGCUUAUAGCCUUGAUCGAGUCGGCACGCGCUAUAAUGAACCUCUCGUCGAUUUGCAGAGGGCCGCGCCUUGACGGCAUAAUCUUUGGGGCCGAGGACUUCGCCCUCGACCUGUCGCUCACGCGGACGCCGGAUUUGACCGAGUUCUUAUAUGCGCGGUCUGCCAUCGUGACAGCCGCCCGGUUUGAGAACAUCCCUAGUGUGAUAGAUCUAGCAUACACAUCAUAUAAAGGGGAGGACGGGCUAGCGGGGCUAGAGCAAGAAUGCCGAGGCGGAAAGGCCCUGGGAUUCAAUGGCAAGCAGUGCAUCCAUCCUUCGCAGGUCGAGACGGUGCAGCGGCUCUUCUCUCCCUCCGAGGAAGAGGUUGAGUGGGCUGUCAGGAUUACCAUAGCGAACGAGAAAGCCGCAGCUGCGGGAAGAGGGGCUUGGACUCUGGAUGGUAAAAUGAUUGAUGCCCCGGUUUCCGGUAGGGCGACGGCAGUAGUCGACAAGGCGCAAAAAUGUGGCAUAGAUGUCGAUGGACUACGAGAAAAAUGGAAAGAUCAAGAGCCUGAAUAA
Messenger RNA from Daldinia loculata, 1070 nucleotides. Its product is annotated as beta subunit of citrate lyase. Gene Ontology annotation, biological process: oxaloacetate metabolic process. The record is from RefSeq and is a predicted model, not a curated record. Lineage: Eukaryota; Fungi; Ascomycota; Sordariomycetes; Xylariales; Hypoxylaceae. The coding region runs from base 111 to 1070 and encodes 319 amino acids. The transcript is spliced from 2 exons. Gene Ontology annotation, molecular function: catalytic activity; magnesium ion binding.